GCAACCCGCGGCUCGGGCCGUAGAGCUGAAAAACUUGUUGUUGUCUGGUGAAAAUGGCGUCAAACGUAGAGGCCCCGGAACGCUGGUAUCUCGCCCUCCUUGGCUUUGCGGAACACUUCAGAACCUCCAGUCCACCUAAAAUACGACUCUGCGUUCACUGUCUACAGGCUGUGUUUCAGUUCAAGCCUCCGCAAAGGAUCGAGGCCCGGACGCAUCUCCAGCUGGGCUCGGUUCUGUACCAUCACACCAAGAACAGCGAGCUGGCCCGCAGCCACCUAGAGAAAGCGUGGUUUAUAUCUCAACAACUUCCUCAAUUCGAAGAUGUCAAAUUUGAAGCUGCGAGUAUUUUAUCGGAGCUCUUUUGCCAACAGAAUCUGGUGGACUCUGCUAAGCCCCUGCUUCGUAAAGCUAUCCAGAUUUCCCAGCAGACUCCAUACUGGCACUGCAGGCUGCUGUUUCAGUUAGCGCAACUUCAUACCCUGGAGAAGGACUUGGUGUCAGCAUGUGACCUUUUGGGAGUUGGUGCCGAGUAUGCCAGAGUUGUGGGUUCAGAAUAUACCAGGGCUUUGUUUCUUCUUAGUAAAGGAAUGUUGCUGCUGAUGGAGAGGAAGCUGGGCGAGGUGCAUCCUCUUCUCAGUCUGUGCGGGACCAUAGUUGAAAACUGGCAGGGAAACCCCAUCCAGAAGGAGUCGCUGAGAGUCUUCUUCCUAGUACUACAAGUCACACACUACCUGGAUGCUGGACAGGUAAAAAGCGUGAAGCCGUGUCUGAAACAGCUGCAGCAGUGCAUUCAGACCAUCUCUACACUCCAAGAUGACGAGAUUCUUCCCACCAACCCCGCUGACCUCUUCCACUGGCUGCCAAAGGAGCACAUGUGUGUUCUCGUAUAUUUGGUCACGGUAAUGCACUCCAUGCAGGCGGGCUACCUGGAGAAAGCCCAGAAGUACACAGACAAGGCUCUGAUGCAACUGGAGAAACUCAAAAUGUUGGACUGCAGUGCCAUCCUUUCUACCUUCCAAGUUAUUCUGCUGGAGCACAUCAUCAUGUGUCGACUGGUCACAGGCCACAAGGCCACGGCUUUACAGGAGAUUUCACAGGUGUGCCAGCUGUGCCAACAGUCCCCCAGAUUAUUCAACAACCACGCUGCUCAGCUACACACACUAUUAGGUUUGUACUGCAUCUCUGUGAACUGUAUGGACAACGCAGAAGCACAGUUUACCACGGCGUUGCGGUUGGUGUCUCCGUUGCAGCUCACCACGCACCAGGAGCUUUGGACUUACAUUGUAACCAACCUGGCCAGCGUUUACAUCAGGGAAGGAAAUCGACACCAGGAGCUAUACGGCUUAUUGGAAAGAAUAAACCCUGAUCAUAACUUUCCAGUCAGCUCUCACUGCCUCCGUGCUGCAGCUUUUUACAUAAGGGGACUCCUGUCCUUUUUUCAGGGACGCUACAAUGAGGCAAAACGUUUCCUUAGAGAAACCCUGAAAAUGUCGAACGCUGAGGAUCUGAACAGACUCACAGCCUGCUCUCUGGUUCUGCUGGGCCACAUUUUCUACGUACUGGGCAACCACAGAGAAAGUAACAACAUGGUUGUACCUGCCAUGCAGCUGGCCAGCAAAAUCCCUGACAUGUCUGUGCAGCUCUGGUCUUCAGCGCUGUUGAAAGACUUGAACAAGGCCCUUGGAAACAACAUUGAAGCCCAUGAGGCUGCACAGAUGCACCAGAAUUUCUCCCAGCAGCUGCUGCAGGACCACAUCGCCGCCUGCAGCCUCCCUGAACAUAACCUCAUCAGUUGGACAGAUGGCCCCCCUCCUGUCCAGAUCCAGGCCCAGAACGGUCCCACCACGAGCCUCGCAAGCCUGCUAUGAAGAACCCACAUGAUGCAUGCAAUUGUAGCUGGUAAAUUACCACAAGCAGCGAUUUGAUGCCUAAAAACCUGCUAUCCACAACACUGUAGCUUAAAAUAAAUCUUAACAAGCGACCGGUUGGACAUUCACUUUAUUUGCUUCAGAGGAUUACUUCCGAUUGCCUGCUUGUAUUUUUAUUUUUUUUUUUGUUCUAAAGUUAUCAACUCAUAACACUCUGAUGGCGUGGACUGUGGGGGGGCAGGAUCCCGGUGGGACUCCUGGUUUAGGAGGACGGACACAUAGCAAUGUAUAAAAGUUUCAUUGCCUCAGAUAUAGGGAUAUAAGUUUGUCAGGAUUAUUUUUUAUUUCCAUAUCUUGGAAAAGAUCCAGUUAGAUAAGGGGCAGUAAAAAUAUGUAGAAGAAAUUAAUUUAUUCAUGUUGCUAUUUUUGUAACUGUUGAUAAAUAUUUUACAUCUUGCCUUUUUUUUUUGUAUGAAUGCUGUUUUUCUCUCCCAUGUUUGGAUGUUACUAAUGUGGACGCCCUGUGCUAUAGUCUCUCAGCUGGGUCGCCUAUCUUACAUUUUUGAUGAUUCUUUUGCACAAAAUCCACAGUAGGAAAUAUAGACCUGUAACUUAUCUUAUAUUCAUUUGAAAUGUUUCAUAGCAAAGACAAAAAAGCAGCAUAUGUUGUUUUGAUGCACAAUCCACUGUGUUUAGGAGAUGCUUUUAAAUACUAGUAGAAUUUAUCAUAUUAUCACUAAUACCCUUUAAAGAGUACACAUUUUCUCAUGUAUUUGUUUUAGGUUUAUUUCUUGCUAUAGUUUUUUUUUUUUUCUUUCUGCAAAUCAGAUUUUUUUUUCCCCCCAGACAUUGAAAAAAAUAUAUAUAUUUUAUUGUCCUAAUUUUUCUUGAUAGUCCUACUAAUUGAUCUUUUCAUGGUUUGUUUGUAUAAAUUUACCACUUGUUAAACCUUUUAUUGUACAGUGACAUUUUCUAAAUUCAAUUUAGUAAAGUGUGGUAUGUAUUAGUUUAGCUAACCUAUGUAGGUAUCCCAUGGCUUGGUAUUUAAAGCACUGUAAGAGAUGGACAUGCAGUUUAAGCUUCAGUACUAGCCAUAUUUUAUACAAUGCCUCUGUUUUUAAUUCCUAACAUUGUUUUCAAUGAUUUUUCCAAUAAAAAACAUGAUUUAAAUUA
Cyprinodon tularosa is the source of this 3041-nucleotide messenger RNA. RefSeq names its product MAU2 sister chromatid cohesion factor (gene mau2). NCBI's taxonomy places the organism in Eukaryota, Metazoa, Chordata, Actinopteri, Cyprinodontiformes, Cyprinodontidae. The transcript has 18 exons. Bases 54 to 1868 code for a protein of 604 amino acids. Gene Ontology annotation, biological process: mitotic sister chromatid cohesion; maintenance of mitotic sister chromatid cohesion. Gene Ontology annotation, cellular component: chromatin; SMC loading complex. Gene Ontology annotation, molecular function: protein binding; double-stranded DNA binding. The record is from RefSeq and is a predicted model, not a curated record.